AUGAGCCUGACACCAGACAGGCAAGGUUAUCUAGGACAACUGAAGGACAAAAAUAUUACAGAGCUCAUAGAACUCUUAGAAAGACAAGAGAAGAUAUUAUCCAAAGGGAAAUAUUUAGCACGUUUGCCAGAUAAAGGGGAAAAAGCAAGGGCAUUUGCAAUCCAUUUGAAGCACCUGAUAGAAGAGAAAUCGGGUGGUUUACCUGCAUUAACAGCAAUGACUGAUUGUGACAUGGAUCCAAUUUCUGAUUUACACAAGAGUUCUAUUUCUGUGACAAGCAACAACCAUAAUUUGGGUGUUCAAGAUCAGUCAGACAUUUUUGCACAGAUUGAAGUUAAUCAACCAAGGGAGACUACAGAAAACGGCCAGACAGGCAGCUCAGAAAAUAAUGAGAAAAAUAUUGUUGACCUCGGCAGCAAUUUGGCUUCAAGUUUAGAGAAAAUGUCUCUAGGUGGCAGCAACAAGAGUCAGCAGACAGACACAGGACAUUACAUCAACAGCUAUGAGAGAGUCAUAAAACAAGCAGAAGUCAAAUCUAUACAUAAAAAGCCAAAGUUUUUACCAAACAGGACACUUCUUCAUUAUGACAUACCACCUUCACCAUACCCUCAAGACACAGCACCUAAGAAACCUGAAAGGGAAGAACCGUCUGCAGCAAACCCACCAUGCUACAAAUUUCAGAAGUCACAACUGAUACCCAUCGAGGAAUCAGUGAAGUUGAUUGAGCAGCAGAGAGCGUUAAAUGAAGAACUAACCACUCAGAGAGCCGCCAGAAAAUUGGCUGAACAGUUGCUACCAAAGAUGGACACCUAUGCACCAGCGAGUACUGACAUGCA
Messenger RNA from Candidula unifasciata, 836 nucleotides. The record is from the annotation of a GenBank genome assembly. Lineage: Eukaryota; Metazoa; Mollusca; Gastropoda; Stylommatophora; Geomitridae.